AAAACAACAUCAUCACUAUCGUCUAAGAUUCAAAAGGCGUCAUCGACGAUAACAAAAUGGCUGCUAUCAAGAAAGUCGCAGUGUUGGGUGGCUCUGGGAAUAUUGGACCUUCCAUCAUCAAAGCCCUUUUGAACUCCAACUUUGAGGUUACUGCUAUUACUCGACUUGAGUCACAAGCCACCUUUGUGGAUGGAGUCGACGUGAAAAGGGUCGAUAUAACCUCCAAGGAAGCAGUUCAAGAAGUACUACAAGGUCACGAUGCCCUGGUUUCCGCAAUCUCCUCAGCUGCCCUGGAUGACCAAAAGACGAUUGUCGACGCUGCCGUUGCUGCCAAAGUUCGACGAUUUAUUCCAUCCGAAUAUGGCGUCGACAAUCGGCGCACCGAGGAAAAAGACAUGGGUUGGAUGGUAGUCAACAAAGCCAAGCUGAAUGAAUACUUGGAUGAAGUUGCUGCGAAGCACAAGUGGUUUAGUUGGACGGGGGUCGCAUGUGGCUUCUUCUUUGACUGGGGCAUUCAAACUCAAUUCAUACUCGGAAUCAACGCUAGAGCAAAGACUGGGGUAAUCAUCGACUCUGGCAACAAGCCCUGGGCAGCUACAAACACCUACUUUGUCGGUGAAACCGUUGCUGCCAUUUUGAAAAAGCCAGAAGAAACAGCAAACAAAUUCUUGAAUGUGUUUUCUUUCAAAACAACUCAAAAUGAGGUUUUGAGAAUCUUUGAAGAAGAGUCUGGCUCUAAAUACCACGUCAGCCAUGUCAAGGGCAGUGACUUGUUGGAAGCAGCAACUGCAUGCGUCGCAAACGGGGACUACAAGCAGUCGACCGGUCCUUUUGUUCAACAUGUCUUUUUUGCCGAUGGAGUUGAGGGUCCUGUCGACCUCGAGGCGAAUGACGGCGAGCUACUGGGCAUUAAGGACAAGGCUGGGCUACGGGAUAGCAUCAAGAGAGAGCUCAGCCUACUCAACUAG
Messenger RNA from Trichoderma atroviride IMI 206040, 968 nucleotides. RefSeq lists its product as uncharacterized. The record is from RefSeq and is a predicted model, not a curated record. Gene Ontology annotation, molecular function: oxidoreductase activity. NCBI's taxonomy places the organism in Eukaryota, Fungi, Ascomycota, Sordariomycetes, Hypocreales, Hypocreaceae.